AUGGCUUCACCACAUCGUAACACACAUAACGACUCAUCACGAACCAGCGUUCCAUAUCCUUAUUUUAUCAUUACCAUAACAAACUAUCCACAAUUGACACAACGUACGCAGUGGUACCCGACGUCCGACGAAACUUUGAAUCCUCAAUCACAACAUAACUGCAUGUUUAUGCCGGGUGUUCUCGCCCACUUCGGAACCGGUUCUACCGAUCAACAUGAACGAUUGCUGUACAAUACUGUUCGAUAUCAAAUUCGACAAAUUAUUCGAGCAUACCUUCGACAUACUCGACAAUCAUAUCCAAUUCACUUGGUUUUCGACUUGGCCGAUCUAGCAACAGACGGCUGA
This is a messenger RNA of Adineta ricciae, 345 nucleotides long. The record is from the annotation of a GenBank genome assembly. Lineage: Eukaryota; Metazoa; Rotifera; Eurotatoria; Adinetida; Adinetidae.